UAACUUAGUUUUGCUUACCAUGGACAAGGAUGAACCAAUUCGAUUGUAUGAUAUGACCGAUUAUUAUAUUGGUCUUGGACUUGCUUUGUCUUCGAGCGGUUUUAUUGGAGCAAGUUUCAUUAUAAAGAAAAAAGCUCUUGUUCAAAUAUCAUUAGGAAGUGGACGCAGAGCAGCUAAUGGUGGAUAUGGAUAUUUAAGUAAUUGGUUAUGGUGGUUUGGAUUAUCUAUGAUGGGCUUUGGAGAAGUAUUUAACUUUGCUGCUUAUGCUUUUGCCCCAGCUUCAGUGGUUACGCCACUAGGUGCACUUAGUGUCAUUGUUGCAGCAAUAUUAUCUUCGAAGUAUUUAAAUGAACAGCUUAAUUUAUUGGCAAAGAUUGGUUGCUUUAUGUGUAUAAUUGGUUCAACGGUGAUGGUAAUUCAUUCUCCAAAAGAAGAAACCGUUGACUCCCUAGAAGAUUUAUUACAGAAACUUACAGAACCUGGCUUCAUCAUAUAUACUAGCAUAAUGUUGAUUAUAAUUUUCUCAAUAUUCUUCUAUUUUGGUCCACGAUAUGGUUCAUCAAAUGUUAUAGUUUAUGUUAUAAUGUGUUCAACUAGUGGUUCAUUAACUGUUAUGUGGUGUAAAGGACUUGGACUUGCUAUAAGAGAAACAAUAGCAGGUACAAGUGAAUUCACGAAUUGGUUAACUUAUAUGUUUAUCGUCUUGCUGAUUACAUUUGUGUGUAUACAAAUGAACUAUUUGAACAAAGCUUUAGACACUUUCAACACAAGUGUAGUUACACCUGUUUAUUAUGUUAUGUUUACAACUCUUGUAAUAACAGCCUCGGCAAUAUUAUUCAAGGAAUGGGAACACCUGCAACUAAAUGAUAUUAUUGGCAUAAUUUGUGGAUUCCUUAUAACUGUGACUGCAAUAUUUAUGUUGAAUACAUUCCGAGAUGUGGAUAUGUCACGCAGUCAUUUUGCAUGGCGGACUCGUCAACCAAUUACAAGGAAGUCUACAGUUGAAGAAAAUGCUCAAACUUCUGCCCUUAUUAAAAAUAAUACACAAUAUGGUACAAGGAAUGUUUGACAUUCAAAUAACAACACUAUUCAAUUUAAGAUCAAAAGGAAAAUAGUGAAAAUAUUAAAAUCCUUCGAACCAGGAUAAAAUAGAUUUUAUAUUAUUUUAUAUAAUAUACAUUUAGUAAUUUUUUUUUGGUUUUUAGUUUCACUUUUCUAAAUUAAAUAGUAUGUACAUAGUAAUACGUUUACUUAAAUAGUUGUAUAAAAACAUCAUGAAAGCGAUUUGAAGGGGGUUGAUUAGUACUCCCAGUUUUUUCAUUAAAUUUGCGCCACUGAAUGUCAUACAUUUUAUUUAUAUUGUGUAUAACUAACAAAUUAGAAUAUUAUUUUUAUCAGUUACUAUCUUCCAAUUGCUUUUUUUAUAUUAUACCUAAAGAAAUUUAUAUAUGUAUUUACCUAAUUAAUAAUUGUAAUGCUUAUCUAUAAGCUUACACAAUAACUGUUUUUACAUAUCUAGUGAAAACUAAAAUACCAUCAGUGUACUAUUAAAUAUAAAAAUUAAUAUUUUUUUAUUUAUUAUGAUAAUUGUAUAAUAUAUUAUAAAUAAUGUAGGUCACCAAUUAUUAUCACCAAUUACAAUGUUUAUAUGCAAUCGUUAAUGCACAUUAGAGUAUUUCAUCAGCUGUUAUAAAUAAUUAAUACGUGUUAGCUUGAUGAAAGUUAAAGUCGUUUAUAUGCACCUAACUACCAAAUUAACUUACUCUUAUGUGUAUAAGCGAUAGCAUAUGAAUUGGGUAAAUAUAAGACUGCUUAAAUAUUAAAAAUAAUAAAUAUAUUUACUGUUUAUAUAACGAUAUUUCUUAACAAAUACAUUUUACCAAUCCAUUACAAUGUUAAAAUAUAAAAAUAAAUAUUUAAUUUUGUAUUUUGAUAACAAAGUACUUAUUUAA
Molecule: messenger RNA, 1952 nt
Organism: Acyrthosiphon pisum (pea aphid)
Lineage: Eukaryota; Metazoa; Arthropoda; Insecta; Hemiptera; Aphididae
Gene: spict
Product: magnesium transporter spict
Biological process (GO): magnesium ion transport
Cellular component (GO): membrane
Molecular function (GO): magnesium ion transmembrane transporter activity
Source: RefSeq, a predicted model, not a curated record